AAUCAGAGAGUGGUUUAUGUCUGAUUGAACUCAUUUCAACCAAACAACUAACGCCGUUUCAUCUCCCACCCUCUCACAACAACAAACCAAAACCUCGUUCGUUGAUUCAUCAAAACCGCUUCUGUUACUGUUUUUCUCUCUGUAACCGUUUUCACCAAUUUUCAUUAUUGCUUCUUCUCGCUAGCUAGCUACUACUACUACUUGUGCUGGUUUUUUCACGUUACAACAAAACAAAACCAUUCAUGUUCUUAUUCUUCUCUUGAUUCUGAUUCUAAUUCUCAGUUUCUGUCAAGAACAACAAGAUCUCGUUAUUAUUCUUGAUAUUCUCUUUUGUUGUUGUUGAAACAAAGAGGAUUUUAAUUGGUUCUUAGAACGUGUUUCUGUUUUUGUCUUUUUGAUUUUUGAUUUUGUUGUUGACUUGUGUUGAUUAUGAUGUUGAAUCAUGGGUCAAAUGUUUCGGCUGAAGUGAGUGGUUGUUCAGAUGAAGAACUAUGGAAGACAAUUGCAGGACAAUUGGUGGAUGUUCCUUGUGUUGGUCAAAGGGUUUUCUAUUUUCCUCAAGGACACAUGGAACAAUUAGAGGCUUCGACGAAUCAGGAACUGAAUCAGAGGAGUCCUUUGUUGAAACUUCCUACAAAGAUCCUUUGUCGCAUCGUGAAUAUCCAUUUACUGGCUGAACAAGAAACCGAUGAAGUUUACGCGCAGAUAACUUUGGUGCCGGAAUCUAAUCAAGAGGAGCCUACAGUCCCUGAUCCGUGUGCCGAUGAACCUCCGAGACCGAAAAUUCACUCGUUCUGCAAGAUCUUAACCGCUUCGGAUACUAGCACCCACGGUGGCUUCUCUGUUCUGAGAAAACAUGCAACGGAAUGCCUUCCUCCUUUGGACAUGUCUCAACCAACACCAACUCAAGAAUUGGUUGCCAAGGAUCUUCAUGGUUAUGAAUGGCGUUUUAAGCAUAUAUUUAGAGGUCAGCCGCGCAGACACCUUCUCACAACUGGAUGGAGUACAUUUGUGACUUCGAAACGAUUAGUCGCUGGAGAUACCUUCGUGUUUUUGAGAGGGGAAAACGGGGAAUUACGCGUUGGAGUAAGGCGUCUUGCUCGUCAAUCAAGUAGUAUGCCAUCGUCUGUGAUUUCUAGCCAAAGCAUGCAUCUAGGAGUUCUUGCAACUGCCUCCCAUGCCGUUGCAACUCAGACUCUUUUCGUUGUAUAUUAUAAGCCGAGGACGAGCCAGUUCAUUGUAAGCGUGAACAAGUACUUGUCAGGUAUCAAUAAUAAGUUUGCUGUCGGCAUGCGGUUCAAGAUGAGGUUUGAGAGUGAUGAUUCUGCCGAGUCCGACAAAAGAUUCUCUGGUACCAUAGUUGGAGUCGAAGAUAUCUCUCCCCAUUGGGAAAACUCAAAAUGGCGAUCGCUCAAGGUUCAAUGGGAUGAACCUGCGGCUAUUCCAAGACCCGAUAGGGUUUCACCAUGGGACAUAGAACCGUUUGUUUCUUCAGCUUCGACACCGACUGUUCAACCUACAGCUCCAAAGACGAAGCGGCCUCGACCAACCAAUGAAACUCCUGACGUUGACACAACAUCAGCCGCGUCUAUUUUCUGGGAUGCUAGGAUGACACAAACUGAUAUGACACAACGUAGCGUUUUAGCCGAAAGCAAAAAAGGCGAUAAUAAUACUAGUAUGUGGCAUCAUAAGCAAACCGAUAUGAUGAAUACUAAAAAUAGCAACAACAACAACGCUUUAUUGAGGAAUCAUACAGAAGGAAGUUGGCUAUCGUCUCCACGUUCCACCUGUCCUUCUCAUUUGCAUCACGACACAACCGAUGAUAGCAAGACUCUCCCAACCUGGCCUGUUUCGCAGUCUCAAUCAUCUAUACCGAACGCUGAUCAUGUGCUUGAUCAAGUUGAUAAAGACAACAAAGUCGAGACAGCUACGGGUUGUCGAUUGUUUGGAGUAGAACUUAUUGAUCAUUCAAAAAACUCGGCUGCUGUAGGUAAAACAUCUUCACAUGCAGUAAAUGUAACCGGAGCAACCGCGGAAGUUAGUUCCAGCACCAUGUCCAGCACCGAUACUGGUCGUAAGUCCGACAUCUCAAAGGCUUAUACGGAGCGGAAACAAGAAUCGCAACAAGUAUCGGCAAAGGAGACUCAGAGCAAGCAAAUCUGUAGUAGAAGUCGCACCAAGGUUCAAAUGCAGGGUGUUGCAGUUGGUCGAGCGGUGGAUUUAGCAAUGUUGAACGGGUACGAUCAACUUAUCGGUGAAUUAGAAGAGUUGUUCGACAUAAAGGGACAGCUUCAACACAGAAACAAGUGGGAAAUCGUCUUCACCGACGACGAAGGAGACAUGAUGCUUGUCGGAGACGAUCCAUGGCCUGAAUUCUGUAACAUGGUAAAAAGAAUCUUCAUUUGUUCAAGCCAAGAUGUGAAGAAGAUGAAAUCCGGAAGCAAGUUACCAAUCUCUUCCUCGAUCGAAGAAGGGACCGUAAUAAGCUCAGACACAACCGAACGAUGAAACAUCGACAUCAUUUUCUCGUCCUUUUCACCUUUUUCUUUGUUUCUCAGCACCAAACUGUUGAUGUUAUUGUUGAAGUUAGUUUCAUUUUUUAGCUAGGUGAGUUUUUCAUGUUGUUAUUAUUUAGAUGUGAAACACUAGCUAAUUUUACAACUUAAUUUGUAGAAAACACAAGCAUUAAUCAUGGUAGGAAAAAAAAACCAAAAUAGUUUUUUUUUUUUUUUUACUUUUAAUAAAUUUGUUGAUAUGGAAA
This is a messenger RNA of Vicia villosa (hairy vetch), 2761 nucleotides long. Its product is annotated as auxin response factor 18-like. NCBI's taxonomy places the organism in Eukaryota, Viridiplantae, Streptophyta, Magnoliopsida, Fabales, Fabaceae. The record is from RefSeq and is a predicted model, not a curated record. Gene Ontology annotation, biological process: regulation of DNA-templated transcription; response to hormone. The transcript has 14 exons. Bases 430 to 2508 code for a protein of 692 amino acids. Gene Ontology annotation, molecular function: DNA binding; protein binding. Gene Ontology annotation, cellular component: nucleus.